AUGUGGUUCUUGGUGGGAACUGCAACGCCCCUCUGUUUGAUAGGAGUCCUGAUCACACAGUUUCGAACCAGGGCGCCAGGAGCCGAAACCUUCCCCCAACUGAUGCUGGCACGAUUCGGGAAGAGAGUACACCUCCUAUUCUGUUUUAUUACCAUUCUCAACAACCUGUCCAUCCUUACAUCUGUGGUGAAUACUGGUAGUGGAUUCUACUCAGUCAUAUCGGAGAGAGUGACAUUCGAAUUGGCGUGGAUAAUUACUGUUAUUGUUGGUGAAAUCUGCGCAUCUGUCGGCAGUAUGUCUGACAUCCUUCCAUUUAGCGCCACCAUAUUCGUCUACCUUUUGACAAUGGGUCUAGUUAUCACUAUCAAGGUAUUCUUCUACGACGAGACCGGUCUGCUGGGUAAGAAAACGUACAACGACUGUUCAAGGUCUAUUGAAAAGGUCUAUAAUGCUACACAUGCUGUUGACCUCUCUAAUGAAAAGGAUGGAGACGAUCAUUUGACUAUGCGAAGCUACUUUUCGCUCGAAAUGGGACUGUGCAAAUUUCUAGCAAGACCAACGGUGGAGAUAGCGAAGCGUCUUCUUGGUCCGAAUGGCCUCUUUGCACUCUUCUCUCUUUACGCCUUUAUAGUGACAACAGCAACAAUUAUGCAGAUUUUUUCCGUCACUAAGAUACUGACGCUCGACAUAUAUGCUGUUCAUCUGCGACCAUUCAGAGUGUGCUACGAGGUCAACUGCUGCAUCUUUUGCGGCAAAUCGAAAGACGAAAAGACACGUCCAAAGGACAAAUGCCUGUGCUGUGACCCAGCCAACUGUCAACAGUGCCAGGAGGACUUAAAGUCUGUCGCGACUGAGAAUAUUAACCUUCCACUCAGUGGAUGGUCAUAG
This is a messenger RNA of Echinococcus granulosus, 888 nucleotides long. RefSeq names its product urea active transporter-like protein. Gene Ontology annotation, biological process: urea transmembrane transport. The record is from RefSeq and is a predicted model, not a curated record. Gene Ontology annotation, cellular component: plasma membrane. Gene Ontology annotation, molecular function: urea transmembrane transporter activity. The transcript is spliced from 5 exons. Lineage: Eukaryota; Metazoa; Platyhelminthes; Cestoda; Cyclophyllidea; Taeniidae. The coding region runs from base 1 to 888 and encodes 295 amino acids.